Messenger RNA from Periophthalmus magnuspinnatus, 2683 nucleotides. RefSeq names its product zinc finger and SCAN domain-containing protein 26-like. Gene Ontology annotation, molecular function: RNA polymerase II cis-regulatory region sequence-specific DNA binding; DNA-binding transcription factor activity. The transcript is spliced from 3 exons. Gene Ontology annotation, biological process: regulation of transcription by RNA polymerase II. NCBI's taxonomy places the organism in Eukaryota, Metazoa, Chordata, Actinopteri, Gobiiformes, Gobiidae. Bases 119 to 1408 code for a protein of 429 amino acids. The record is from RefSeq and is a predicted model, not a curated record.
AGAGGGCGCUCUUCCAGAACACACCCGGAAGUAGACUUUUGUUGUUAGCUCCGUGAGGCUAAUGUUGGAGCUAACGCAUGGGAGCUAACGCCACACUGAGCGUAAACAGUCUGUAAAAAUGUCCUAUAAACACCAGGCUUUGCGCAAUCUGGUGGUGGAGAGGCUCGCUGUUGCCGCAGAUGAGAUUUUUGCGCUUUUUGAACGAACAUUUGCGGAAUAUGAAGAGGAGGUUCUGCGGUCUAAAUUACUACAGGAGACUCGAGUGGAGCUAACCGGGUCUGUUGCCCAGCUUUCGUCUGCGUCUCCAGAUGUGCGCCAAAGUCCCGAACAAGCUGAAAAAGAAGCAACUCUGUGCAUCAAAAAAGAGGAAGAGCCAUCUGUCGAGUUCCCAUUCACUCCUCCACCUCUGAAAUCGGAAGAACAUAUUGACAAAUCUGCAUUCCUACAAGAAGAACAAUUAGGAGAGGAGAAGAGACACAAGCCUAUUGAAGAGCAGUACGAAGGAGAGGAGCCCGGCUGCAGCUUGGAUUUAAAAUCACAAAACAACGAAAAAUCUUACAGCUGUUCAGACACAGACGAUUCUGAGAACUGGGAGCCUUCAACCAAGAGAUCAACCAAAAGUGAUGGUCAGGAUUCUGAUUUAGUUCUUAUAGAGGACUCAAAUACAGAUGUCUCAUUGGUGAAACGCGAAGAGGAGACACCAGGCUGUGGCUCUGAUUUGAUGAAUCUACAACCAAAAAGUGGGACAAAAACUUCAGACGGCUCUUCUGACUCCUCCUCUGAACUGGAAUCAUCUGAUCCAAAAAAGACUGAAACCAAAACAAAAGUUCAGAAAUCAAAGCGAGACCGUAAAAAACUCGACCCAAAACAACUCAAAUGUUCAGAAUGUGGGAAGCAAUUUAAGCGACCGGCCUAUUUACGCAAACACAUGUUAUACCAUAGUGAUCCAUUCUCCUGUGACAUCUGUAGCAAAACGUUCAGGUUCAAGUCGCAACUAAACACUCAUUUAAGAAUUCACACUCAAGAGAAACCCUUCAGCUGUUCAGUUUGUAAGCAAAGGUUCAGUCAAAAGUAUUUCCUAACCAGACACAUGAAAAACCACAGUGAUGAGAAACCAUUCAGCUGUCCAGAAUGUGGUUUGCAGUUCAGGCAGCAGUACAAUGUGUCCCGUCAUAUUGCGGCGGUGCACAGGGGCGAGAAACCAUUCAGUUGUCCAGUUUGUAAAAAGGCUUUCGCACAGAAACAAGAUUGUACCACUCACGUUAGUCUUCAUUCAAAGGAGAAACCUUUCAUCUGUUCAGUCUGUGGUAAAGGCUUUGGGGAUAAUGGUUAUUUGAGAAGGCACGAACACAAGCACAAGACUCGGGAGAAAAAGCAAAACUUAAUUUAUUGUAAUAUUAGUAAUUAAAGAUGCACUGUGUAACAUUUCUGGUUGACAGUCAACUACGUGCUUGUCUCCAUGACAAUAUUGCUUUGUCUGGAAUGCUUCACUGUAUUGUAUGGAAUUAUUCCCCAUCGAGACAAGGAGGUGAUGCCACUAAAGGCCAAUUCAGAUCUGUGCAGAGGCAACCCCACUCAGUUUUUUUAAUAAUAAUUGUUUUUGCAAUAAAAAUGACUGUAAUGAAAAAAAUGCUGUUUUACAUUCCAGUCAAAGUAAUAACCAUGGCAGUUACGCAGUGCACCUUUAAAAAGCAGAAAAUACAUUAAAUGAAUACAGCUUGUUUUGGAAGUAUGCUAAUAUUAGGCAUUUUGGGGAAAACAUUGCAACAAUAAUGGAAGAAUUAUUAAGCUAUACAAUAACUUAAGAUGCACCCACUAUGUGCUUAUGUCUGUUGCUUAUGAACGAUGCUUAAUGGAGGACUUUUAUCUGUUUAAAGUGAUGCUGAUGGCAAGCAAGAAAUUAGAAGAUGAUUAAAUCUAGAGAUGGGUAGUACUCACAUUUACUUGAGUACCUUUAAAGAAAUUGUACUUUUCAGAGUACUUUUCUAGCCACAUACUUUUACUUGUACUUGAGUGAUAUUAUUAUCGAAGUAACAGUGCUCUUACUUGAGUAAAAGUUGUGGUUACUCUUCCCACUGUGAGUCUACAAGUGAAAAAAGCUUUGUUGACAAUAUGAAAUGAUUUGAAAGUUUGUACUUCUUGCACCGCUCCUUCUGAUAUGAUUAAUUUUGUCUCAUUUUUGUGUUUAUCCUUUGAAAAUGCCAGCUUUUGGACAAUAUGGUUUUGUCGUUCCAAUUACAUUAAAUUUAAAAAAACAGUUGUUACAUCCCAACAGUUACUCUUUAAGUUACUCUUACUUGAGGAGUUUUCUGAAAUACCAUUUGCUGGAGUAAUUUCCUGGACCACUACUUUAUGCUUCUACAUGAGUAAUAUUAUUCUGAAGUAAUAUUAUUUUACUUUUACUUUAGUACAAUUUUCUCUACCCACCUUUGACUAAAACAUGACCCAUAAAGAUUGAAAGAAUGAAUGGACAUAAUGUUGGAAUCUCAUGAUGGAAAAAUGAUCUAUUAUUUGAGAGGGAUACAUUUAGUUUGCUGAUAAACUGGAGAAACAAUAAUAAACUGAAAUGGACUACAAAAUUACAAAGCUCACUCCAAUGUUUAGGCUGACACUGUUGUAAAUUUCCUAUGAUUGUGUGUUUUGUUUUUGUAAAAUAAAUGAAAAAUAAAGUCAAUUUGUAAAC